Rhipicephalus microplus (southern cattle tick) is the source of this 1358-nucleotide messenger RNA. RefSeq names its product sodium-dependent glucose transporter 1A. Lineage: Eukaryota; Metazoa; Arthropoda; Arachnida; Ixodida; Ixodidae. The record is from RefSeq and is a predicted model, not a curated record. Gene Ontology annotation, molecular function: D-glucose transmembrane transporter activity.
AUGACACACGGUGCCAUGAACUGCCGGCCCCACCACGGCGGUCUAGCGGCUAAGGGUCUGAUUACAGCGCUCACAGGCGUUGCACUUCUGGACUUGGGGGAAAUCUACGGAGCCAGCAUUUCGAACGUUUCUCACCUCAUAACGACCCGCAGCCUUGGAGGCCUGCUUGGCUCUCUGCUAGGGGGCAUGCUGUACGACACCUACAACACGCAGAUCACGUCCAUCCUCAUGCUGCUGUUGACCAGCGUGACGGUGCUGAUGGUUCCACUAUGCCCACUCCUGCUUGUGGCUCACUUCAUGGCCUUCUUCAUGGGUCUCAGCUUGGGUGCGUUCGGCACGGGCGCCAACGUCUGGAUCAUCAACAUGUGGCCGGGUAACAGCAGCCCGGCGCUCCACAUUUUUCACUUCGCUUUCACCGUCGGCUUGCUAGUGGCUCCUCUCAUAGCUGGGCCGUUUCUUUCACCCGGAACCUCUGCCAUCGCCGUCGGAACUUCAACCCACUUUCAUGACGAAGUCUCCAACCUAGACUACGAAUUGGAGCCGUCGCCCAACGCCACCUUCAAUGAGUCCUUCCGAGUGGCAACAUCCGACGCGGAGACUACCGACUACUACAACUCAUACGAGGGCACUACUGUGUACUACGCGUUCGGAAUAGCCAGCGCUUUCUAUUUGUUCCUCGUUCUGUCGAUGACUUCAACGUACUGCAUUGACAAAUCCGACUUCAAGCGGAAGGCGAUGCGAGGAGCGCAGCGCGAUCCGGAUCUCACUGGCCCUUCUGAGCGUCUACGAAUGCAUCUACGUCGCGCUCGAAUGCACGACGUCUCAGAUGUUGCCCACCUUUGCAGUCGAGAGCGACUUCUCCAAGCUGGACGCGGCCCGGGUCGCCGCCGUGUAUUUUUCUUCUUUGCUGCGAGCCGCCUGGUCGCGGCGAUUGUCGCCUUGAAGGUGUCUUCCCGGUUGACGCUUAUCUUCACUCACGGUGUGCUCGUGACCACGGCGUUGGUGAUGACCGUGUGGCGCUCCGAAAACGCGCUCGUGCUCUGGGUCGGCAGCGCAAUGAUGGGUUUCGGCCAAGGGCCCGUCAAGGCAGCGAUAGUCGCCUGGACUGCAGAGUACAUUACCAUCAGCAACAAGAUGAUGUCGGUAGUCAUGGUCACGGGCAGCAUCGGAAACCUGGCGCCGGCGCUUCUCGUGGGACAGUUCGUAGAAAGUGAUGCCGCAUCCUUCCUUUACGUGUCUCUGGGAGCCGUGUUGCUUUGUGCGGUCAUGUUUCUGGGCAUGUACGCUUACAUUACCAGAAGGCGCACUUAGAAGCCGCAAGGUGGUCUUGAAAUCACUGCAGAUUCCAAGAAAGCGGG